UGAUUGCUACUGAGAUAUUUUUCAAAACCCUAAAACCUGUACCCCUCUCUCUACUCCUUUCUAUUACAGCUCACUGACAAUGGCAUCUUUAGCUCUACCUGGAAGCUUUCUUGAUGUCAACAAAACCUGCCACUGUAGAUAUGCUGCUCGAAACUCUAUUAUAAGGUGUAAUGUGGCGGAACCACUAAUGUUUAACAAAGAGAAUGGGAGACCAGGCAUGCCCCUCCAGGUUAAUGGAGACCCUUCAUUUUCUAAUCUCUUGAACGCCAAUCAGCUAAGAAGAUUUCCAGUUGCACACGGUCACACUGAUACCAGACUCCGUAUUUUUUCUGGGACUGCCAAUCCUGCACUUUCUCAGAUUCGAGUUAUCAAGGACUGUUGAGGAAAGGUCACACAUGGACUCCUGGGCAAGGGGUUCCUGAAAUUGCUAGCAACAUGGGUUUGGAACUUGGAAAGAUAAUGAUUAAACGUUUUGCUGAUAGCGAGAUUUAUGUCCAGUUACAAGAGAGUGUUAGGGGUUGUGAUGUAUAUCUUGUCCAACCUACCUGUCCUCCUGCUAAUGAAAAUCUGAUGGAACUCUUGAUAAUGAUUGAUGCUUGUCGUAGGGCCUCAGCCAAAAAUAUCACUGCAGUGGUUCCUUACUUUGGGUAUGCCCGUGCUGAUCGUAAGACUCAAGGUCGUGAAUCAAUUGCCGCCAAACUUGUAGCAAAUCUGAUAACAGAAGCUGGUGCAGAUCGAGUCCUUGCUUGUGAUCUCCAUUCUGGCCAGUCAAUGGGCUAUUUUGACAUUCCAGUGGAUCAUGUACCUGGCCAGCCUGUCAUACUUGACUACCUUGCGAGCAAGACUAUCUGCUCUGAUGAUCUAGUUGUGGUAUCUCCUGAUGUUGGGGGGGUUGCAAGGGCAAGAGCUUUUGCCAAGAAGCUGUCUGAUGCACCCCUAGCUAUCGUGGAUAAAAGGCGUCAUGGACACAAUGUUGCUGAGGUAAUGAAUUUGAUUGGUGAUGUCAGGGGAAAAGUGGCAGUUAUGGUUGAUGACAUGAUUGAUACGGCUGGUACUAUUGCAAAAGGAGCUGCUCUUUUGCAUCAAGAAGGAGCCAGGGAAGUUUAUGCAUGCACGACUCACGCGGUUUUCAGCCCUCCUGCAAUAGAGAGAUUGUCGAGUGGACUGUUUCAGGAGGUAAUCAUCACAAAUACCAUCCCGGUUGCAGAACAGAACUAUUUCCCCCAGUUGACCAUCUUAUCUGUGGCAAACCUCUUGGGUGAAACCAUUUGGCGUGUCCACGAUGACUGUGCGGGAGGCUUUGAGCCUUACUCAAAUUUGGGCAUUGAUUAGUUAGUUCCCAUUCAUUGGCUGUCAUGGAACUGUUGUCUAUAACUUGAAGCAGAAUUGUAUAUCCAACAAAUGUCCAUCCAGUAACGAAGUGAGAAUUUUCAACUGUAAAAAUCUUGCUUGCAUAAUGUUAUGUUGUAAAUCUUUCAAGAGGUGACUUGAGUUGAGUCCCUGAUGUAAAUAAGCUUUGGGAUGAGUUCUUUUUUUUUUUUUUUUUCAUGGUGACUAAUACCUCCCAUUCUUGAACUCUGCCUAUAUGAAGAUUUACUGAAAUAGCUGCUACCUUAGCAUCACACAACACACAUA
Solanum lycopersicum (tomato) is the source of this 1635-nucleotide messenger RNA. The record is from RefSeq and is a predicted model, not a curated record. Lineage: Eukaryota; Viridiplantae; Streptophyta; Magnoliopsida; Solanales; Solanaceae.